Stomoxys calcitrans (stable fly) is the source of this 1612-nucleotide messenger RNA. Its product is annotated as brachyurin. NCBI's taxonomy places the organism in Eukaryota, Metazoa, Arthropoda, Insecta, Diptera, Muscidae. Gene Ontology annotation, molecular function: serine-type endopeptidase activity. Gene Ontology annotation, biological process: proteolysis. The transcript has a single exon. The record is from RefSeq and is a predicted model, not a curated record. Bases 296 to 1195 code for a protein of 299 amino acids.
UUUAAACGGGAGUUUGAAUAGUGAACAACACACCAAGCAAAAAUCAAAAGCAAGCUUAAAGCUUAUUUUACAACAAAAAAAAGAAAAGACAUAUUCAAUUCGAAUCUAAAUUAACGGACAAAAAUUUCCCCAAAGAAACCAAAAACAAGAAAAAGAGGGAAAGUUUAAAGAAAAACUGAACAAAAAGUGAAAUUACCAAGAACUUCUAAAGAACUCUUAAAGGGAAAAGUUGCGGAUUUAUUACCUAAAUCAAGUGCCUGUAAUAAAAAUAAACUCAAAGUUCAAAAAUACAAACAUGUCGUUACGCCUGUUCUUUAUGUGCUGUGGCCUUAUAUGGGCCUUGAGUCUAUUGGAUGGUGCUGCCUCCUAUGCCGUGGGCCAAUCCAAAUACGGACACAUUGAGAAAUUUCCCUACCAAGUCAUGUUGAUUGGCAAACAGUUGUGGCGCAAGCGCAUAUUAUGUGGCGGUACUUUGCUGGAUAAUCGUUGGGUCCUUACCGCAGGACAUUGUACCAUGGGUGUAACACACUUCGAUGUUUACCUGGGCACCAGAAGUGUUGACGAAUCUGUAGAAGCUGGCAAAGUGGUUUUGCGCAGCAAUAAGUUCAUAGUCCAUGAACAUUUUAAUCCCUCAACAGCAGCCAAUGACAUUGCCCUGGUGAAAUUGCCCGAGGAUGUGGUCUUUACAUCUCGCAUUAAGCCCGCCACAUUGCCACAUGCCAUGAGAAAUGAUCAAUUUGUGGGAUCACGUGUGGUGGCCACAGGCUGGGGUGCUGCCGGUGAAACCUCAAACUCAGAUCCCAUGCAAUUUACAGAAUUGCGAAUCAUCUCCAAUGAAGAGUGCGCCGAUGAAUUCGAUGUGGUCACCGAUGGUGUACUCUGUGCCAAAGGUCUAAAGGAUGAGACAGUGUGCACCGGUGAUUCUGGUGGCCCCCUCGUGCUAAAGGGCAGCCAAAUGGUAGUGGGUAUUACCAGUUUUGGUCCUGCCGAUGGUUGUGAAACAAAUAUUCCUGGAGGUUUUACACGUGUCACCCAUUAUCUGGAUUGGAUAGAUUCUAAAAUUGGUAACAGUCAGACCAACUAUCAACAGCAACAAACGCAAAACGUUCAUCACAAACAUCAGGAUGGCCGUUAUAUUCAUCAAGUUUAUCAAAAAUCCCCAUCCAAUGUCAGAGAACAUCCCAAUAAUGUUUGAAUUGGAUAUUGGAUGGUGUGAGUUUUGAAAAAAAAAAAACGAAAAACUACUUGGGGGAGUUGCCCCUCUCCUACAAUUGCUGUAUCUCAUCUCAAAUGACUGACUGAACCGAAUAGCUUUAUUUUAGAAUCCUAUCCAGUAAUUAUUAGUCCCUAAGGAAAUUGUUAGCAUUUACAAUUAUUUAUUUAUUUUUUAUUGUUAAGUUAUUGUUUAAACCAAAAAAGAAACAAAAUCAAACAAAACAAAAUCAAAACAUUGUUAAUUAUGCAGAGAAAGCAUUUAAAAGCCAAAACAAGAAAAAGAAACAGCUGAUCUGUAGCUAUUUUAUUUUGAGAAUUUAUCGAUAAUUCUGCAAAAGACCACGUUUUAUUUGUGAUAAUGUAAACAAAAGAAAAGAAGACAAUUGUUAAUGAUGUU